AGUGAUCGAUUCUUUUUUAAAUAAUUUCAGGAGUCGUCUAUGGGCGCCUUGGUCUAUUUUCAAAGUUUCUAGUUUUGACUUCUUUCAGACACACCAACUACCUAAUCGAUUGUUUCAUUGUAGCAGUUCAACUUAACUGGUCGCCAUUGAUCACCACAGGGCUGCUCCAUCCUUUCAAACGGACGGGACCAUGAAUGACGUGACUCACCAAAGGAUCAAAACAAACGGGAUAUGGCUGCAUAUAGCAGAGCAACGGACAGGACCGCUGGUUCUAUUGCUUCAUGGAUUCCCAGACAUAUGGUAUUCAUGGCGCCACCAGAUUACUUUCUUGGCUAACCAUGGGUACCAUGUAGUUGCUCCUGAUUUGAGAGGCUACGGAGACUCGGAUUCCCCACUCAGCCCCAGCUCCUACACUUUUAUGCACCUCGUUGGGGACAUCAUUGGCCUGCUUGAUCAUUUUGGGGAACAACAGGCUUUUGUAGUUGGACAUGACUGGGGAGCUGUUAUUGCUUGGCAUUUAUGCCUGUUUAGGCCUGAGAGAGUCAAGGGAUUGAUCAAUAUAUCUGUGCCAUACUUUGAUAGAAACCCGAAAGCCAAAUAUGCUGAUGCCUUGAUUAGAACAUGAGAUGGGUUUUACAUCUCCCAAUUCCAGGAACCAGGAAGAGCAGAGAGGGCAUUUGCCAGGCAUGAUUAUUUGACAGUGAUGAAGAAGUUCUUGUUGAUGACACAGACUGAUAAUCUGAUAGCUCCGCCCGGCGUGGAGAUUAUUGAUUAUCUGCAGACACCAUCAUGGAUACCACCAUGGAUUACUGAAGAGGAACUCCAGGUUUAUGCAGACAAGUUUCAAGAAUCUGGCUUCACGGGUGGUUUUAACUACUACCGUGCUAUGAACUGGAAUUGGGAGCUUACUGCACCUUGGCAAGGAUCGAAAAUCCUGGUUCCAGUCAAAUUCCUAGUAGGUGAUAAAGACCUGGGGUUUGAAAACGCUGGUGUAAGAGAAUACGUACAGGGUGAUACCUUCAGGAGCCUUGUUCCCAACCUGGAAGUUGUUAUUCUAGAUGGUCAUCAUUUUCUCCAGCAAGAAAAACACCAAGAAGUUUCCCAGGAAAUUCUUUCGUUUCUUCGCAAAUUUCCUGCAGAGUAGCAGACUUCUCUGGGUUUUCAUUAUGAUCGCCAUUCCGCUUAAGUCUUUAUUCUUUACUAAGAAAAGAAGGCAUUCAUGACUAGUUUUGAUUUAUUAUUUUCCUCUGUACACUUGUCCUGUAUGGUUAUGGACUAGAAAGGUACCUGCAAUUACCACAAUUAAAUCGGAGAAGUUAAUUUCAGCAUGGAGAAACCUCUAUGAGCA
Molecule: messenger RNA, 1348 nt
Organism: Theobroma cacao (cacao)
Lineage: Eukaryota; Viridiplantae; Streptophyta; Magnoliopsida; Malvales; Malvaceae
Source: RefSeq, a predicted model, not a curated record